Molecule: messenger RNA, 1683 nt
Organism: Penicillium samsonianum
Lineage: Eukaryota; Fungi; Ascomycota; Eurotiomycetes; Eurotiales; Aspergillaceae
Product: MFS general substrate transporter
Exons: 6
Coding region: 1-1683 (560 amino acids)
Biological process (GO): transmembrane transport
Molecular function (GO): transmembrane transporter activity
Source: RefSeq, a predicted model, not a curated record
AUGGGAGAAAUUACCGAUGUUGAAAUGGCGGAAGAAGAACAAUGGAUCAAGAGUGUCACAUUUGAUGCACCAGGAACCGCAUAUCUAGAAGGUCUAGCGGGACCAGGCUCUUCACGCAAUGUGAUCAUUCUGCAACCAAAGCCUACCUCAGACCCAAACGACCCGUUGGUGAGACAUUUGGAUAGGAAAGUCGUGGAGAAUGCCCAUGUUGACCCCGAUAUACAGAAUUGGUCAUUCCAUCGAAAAUCAUUGCACUUUGCUAUCGCAUCAUUUUUUACCAUGUUGGUUUUUGCUUUGAUUGACAUCGGCCCUGUGAUCUGGCAAGACUUUGAGGAUCUGCUUCAUAUUUCAUAUCCUCAGCUCAACAACCAAUAUGCUGUGAACUGUGUCUCUCUCGGCCUAGGAUCAGUCAUACUUGUGCCCUUGGCCUUGAAAUUCGGGCGUCGGCCUAUUUAUCUCUUGACUGCUAUGGUUGUCUUGAUUACCGCGAUCUGGCAGGCAGUGCUCCGUGACCUCGCAAACAUGAUGGCUGCACAAGUAUUUAACGGGAUAGCUUGCGCUGUUGGCUGGACUUUGGUUCCUAUCACGGUCUUUCUCGCUCCAGUCGCCGCGGGAUAUAUAGCUGAUAGUCAAGGCUGGCCCUGGAUCUAUUGGUGGUCAGCUAUUUUUGUGGCCGUGGAUUUGCUUCUGUUUAUUUUCGUCUUCGAAGAAACAAAAUUCUCGAUCCACACAAUUGCUGGGUCGGAGACCAGGGCCCCAGCAUCCGCUCAGGGCACUGGGACUGCCAACACGGGUGAUAUUUCCAAGAGGACAGACCCAGUAGACCCUCGAAGCCAGCCGAUAGCAAACACGACAGCGUCAGUGGGGCCAUAUGAGACGGAUUCCUGGAUAGACCAUUCUAUUCCUCUGAAAACCCAGCGCCAACGCUUAGCGCUAUUCACGACAUCCGCCGGGCCCCCCGGCCAGUUUAUGCAACACGUAUACCUACCAGUUCAAGUCCUCGUGACUAUACCAGCCGUUGCCUAUGUGAUGGUACAGUAUGGCUCCGCUUUGGUAUGGUUCACGGUAGUGGCCACGACACAAUCAGAAUAUCUCGCCUUGCCGCCCUAUAACUUUGGAACGACAGGUAUCGGUUUGUUGAACUUGCCGCCGUUCAUUGGAUCUGUUUUUGGAUGUGUAUGGGGAGGUCCUGUGAGCGACUGGUCCAUCAAAUUCUUCGCUCGACGAAAUGAAGGUAUCUACGAGCCCGAAAUGCGGCUUUACAUUUCCCUUGUCCCCGGAAUAGUGGGCCCCGCGGGUCUAUUCCUGUAUGGAUAUAGUGUAUCGGAGGGCUUGCCGUGGAUCUUUCCCUGCCUUGGCUUCGGGUUAUAUGGGUUCAGCAUGGCUGCACUAAUUCCAAUCGCCCUGACCUACCUCUCUGACUCAUAUAACAAAAUUCUCGGAACUGCUCUGAUCGGUGUGAGCUUCGCCCAGUACAUGUUUGCAACAAUCGUCAUCUUUGCGCUUGAUCCGUGGAUUAGGAGCAUGGGUUUGUACCACACCUUCACAGUAAUUGGAUGUCUGGCAGUCGGAUGCAAUUUGCUAUGUAUCCCGAUGAUUCUCUUUGGUAAGAAGUGGCGAAUCUCUUGCAAAGCACAAUACGAGAAGAUCGCAGCCGUUCAAUUUGAUGAACGAGGUGUUUGA